AUGCAUCUGUACUAUAACCACCCACAUCUCACGACUGGUGGGCCAAGUCAGCCACGUGUUGCUCACUACCUCACUGGCACUGGUAAUGAACCAUGCCUCCCAAUCCGUCCUCAAGAUGUGGCAGUUGGACAUUUACAGGCUCAACUCAAUAGUGGAGUCUUCGAUGGAACUCGUUCCUCAGUGCAAGCUGUUCCUCGGACCUGGCAAGAACUCAGUGCAAUGCAUCCAGUUCCACCACCUGUUACAGCUCCAACUAUCACCCAAAAAAUGUUCACCAUCAACUUCCACAUUCCAGUCAGAAAAGAAGGAGACCUGGAAAGGAUCGCAAAUCGAGAAUUCAAUGCCGAAAAUGUACCGGAAGAUUUCUUGACUACGACGGCAGAAAUUUUAGGAAUUAAGGAGGACAACGAGCAUGACUUGGCGUGGAAGGAUAGCGACGAGAAAGUGAAAGCUCCUUGGCAUGAUCUACAUUCAGUAGAUGAUGUUGAGCAGGCUUUCGGAAAGUGUCGCAAGAUGUUGAGCAGUACGAAACACCAGAAACCAGUCUAUCUGACUGUCAAAGAUAGAAAGGCAGACCACUUGCCCAUGAAGGAUGGGAAGAAGGGCAAGAAGGAUACACCGACAGCAGAGUCAGAGACAGGAUGUGAUAAGGAAUUCCGGGCUGCAAAAAUCAAGCUUUUCUGCCAUGCACACAGUAAGCCUGGUCUUCAUCCUGACGAUCCAGGUGCAGUCUAUUGCCAUAUCAAGAAGAACGGCCAGCACAGCUCUCUUCCUCUGUCUGUGGUAUCACUGUGGGCGAGAUUAGCUCAUGAUGGAAAGGCCCCAGAUUCGGAUUAUAUCAACCCCCCUGAGGGGACCGCUUUUGACGAUGUCAACAGCAGUGCACAAUCUAACUUGUAUUCCUCGACUCGCAGCCACCGUCAGAAUUCUGCUGUUCAUAUUCAUUUUGAUGAUGGGUUUAUGAAGGAGAUUCGAGGAGAUGGGCUGUCUUCAUCAAGGAAGAGGAAAUGCGUUCCGAGUGUAGGGUCAGAUGACGUGGCAGUCGAGGGAGAGAAGGAGAAUCUGCAGGCACAGCCAUCAGAGUCGCGAUCCAAAUUUGAAUCAAUGCACAUUGACCAGAUUCUCGACGUUGUUGAUCGCAAAUAUCUGGACCUAAACUAUCAUCAGUAUCGUCAGAAGCUUGUGGAUGAGGGUAUUCUAUAUGGGAUCAGCAUCUACACCUUUGAGCGGGACUUUUUUGUACAAGAGAUUGGGAUGUUGAGGGGUGCAGUUGGACCUUUUUUGCACGAGUUGCAUUAUGAUAAAAAAUGGCUCUGCCGCGAGCCACUGGGAGCAGCACAAGGCAGAGGUAACUAA
This is a messenger RNA of Marasmius oreades (fairy-ring Marasmius), 1356 nucleotides long. RefSeq lists its product as uncharacterized. NCBI's taxonomy places the organism in Eukaryota, Fungi, Basidiomycota, Agaricomycetes, Agaricales, Marasmiaceae. The record is from RefSeq and is a predicted model, not a curated record. The transcript has 4 exons. Bases 1 to 1356 code for a protein of 451 amino acids.